CGUGGGCCCUGGCGCCACUUUGUUAGCUAUUGAUAACCCCGCCUGAGUCUGUUUGGAGUCGUUAUUCAAGUUACUACUCGUUCUCGCUGGCAAAAAAUUAGUGGCGAAAAAUCCCUAAAAAACCCUAAACAUCAUACAGCCGUGAUUCAAGUUGCACAAACACCCUGUUGUCGCAAGCAAAGAUCGAACACUUGCUCAUUCAUACACCUUUACCAUCACAAUGAACCAGGACGGAUCCAACACAGCUUCACAGGAGGACAUCCCUAUUCAGAACCAGCACACUGAUCUUGCCGCACCACCUUCAGAGACAUUUGAGGAUCUUAAGGCCAGACACAAGAAGGAGCAACGUGAUCUCACCGCCAAGGUGACGGCACUCAAGAAGACUGUCAGCAAGGGCGAUAAGAAGAAGAAGAAGGAAAUCGCAGCAGAAGUAGCUCAAUUGGAACAGAGUCUGAUUCAGCAGCACGACAAAGAGGAAAAAGAAUGGUUGAGUCUGCAUGGAAACAGUGCUGUCAGCGGUAGCAGUAGCAGCGGCGCCAUUGGCCAGGGAUCGACAUCGGAGCAAGAUAACGACUCUGAGGACGACUUCGACGUGAACAAUAUUCCCAUUGAUCAUCUUGUUAUCGAACCAACCCCGAAAAAGCAACCACAACAGCAGCAGUCCACUGGAGGCAAAAAGUCCAAUCGCCAGAAGGCACGUAAGGAUCGUAAAGCGCAGGCAUUGAAGGAGAUACAGGACAAAGCCGAGAAAGAGGCUGCGGGACAGGUCAACAUGAAUGAGGUUGAGCGGAAAGCGAUUGAGGAACUCGCCGAAGUCAUGAACGUAGCUGUCAAGGACGUCACUCCGGAUGGACACUGUCUGUACAAUGCCGUUGCGGACCAGCUCUCUCAGCACUAUCGAACAGAGACCACGGUCAAGGAUCUUCGACACUCUACAGCAGAGUAUAUGCGCGAAAAUUCCGAUGACUUUUUGCCGUUCUUGACCAACAAACAUGGAGACAUGAUGUCACCUGAGGACUUUGCAGAAUAUUGCAAAGAUCUAGAGACAACGGCUGUGUGGGGUGGUCAACCUGAGUUGCUUGCUCUGUCGAGGGUGCACAAGGUACCAAUCUGGGUGGUCCAGAUGGGAAGCCCGACUAUCAAGCUGUCGGCAGAUGUGUACUCGGCAAAGACUCCCUUGAUGGUAUCGUACCAUCGCCAUAUGUAUGGAUUAGGGGAGCACUACAAUUCUUUGCGACCCAAGCAAUCCUCAUAAAAAUAAAUCGAAAGGAAGGUGCUAUCUCAUUCUCAGGCCUUUGUCUGCAACCUCGUUACACCGAACACUCUCUCAAUGGUCUACAUGCCGCAUGU
Molecule: messenger RNA, 1350 nt
Organism: Gamsiella multidivaricata
Lineage: Eukaryota; Fungi; Mortierellomycota; Mortierellomycetes; Mortierellales; Mortierellaceae
Exons: 4
Coding region: 221-1255 (344 amino acids)
Biological process (GO): protein deubiquitination
Molecular function (GO): cysteine-type deubiquitinase activity
Source: RefSeq, a predicted model, not a curated record